GGUCCUUGGUAUUCCUGUGUGUGUCUGUCGGUGACGUUAAACCACUUGAGACAUCAAAGAGCCGUAAACAAUUUAAUAAUAUUCAAGGUCAUCUUUAUCCGACAGAUUCAAUGUAUCCUAUGCUACUCUUCGCAUUUUCACAUAUUUUUGAGAGCCGAUUUCACUCUAGGACCAGUUUCUGCUGCGAGUAGAUCUUACUGUGAGUAAAAUAAUAGCCAGCUGUAGACUACAAUAUGUAGGCCUACCUAUUCAUUAUUCGAACAUCGUUGUUCUGCUAAAUAUUAGGUAAGUGUUAACAUUGUCCUUAAUGUAUUCAACUUCUAAAUUUCUAGUGGGAUUCCCUCUGGAAUGACGCGGCUCUCUAGAUACGGUUCCCAUUGGCUGCGGGCUAAAAGGCGAAGUUUCCAUGUAUGGGUUGUUUGGUCAGGCUGCUCCGUCAACUCGUUUAACUAACCCGUUCGGACUUACAGCAGCAUUCGGUGCAUGAAUAGCAUACAGUUCAUGCGCCAGUACAUGUUAAGACUUCGGAAGCAGUAUGGACAGAGGGAGCUGGUCCUGAGGAGAAUCCGUGCGUUCGGGAGCGCAUCUAGGACUCCGUUAACUAUAGUUUGUUAGUGUUUCCUAGUUUUCUUGGCGCCGUCCAAUUUUAUAAACAAACUAGAAAAAAAUAUUUGAUUUGGAAGUUUUUAAGUAUUCCUCCUCAACACGGAAUUACAGCAAGGGGACUCGAUUGGCCUGACUGCCAAGUAAGGGGAGAAAAUGGGGAGCCGGGGCCACUUCCGGUACCACUGGCAGAGCCACAAUGUCAAACAGAGUGGAGUGGACGACAUGGUGCUUCUCCCGAAGAUCAACGAAGACGCCAUUGUGGACAACCUCAAGAAGAGAUAUAUGGAUGACUACAUAUUUACAUACAUCGGCCCUGUGCUUAUCUCAGUCAACCCCUUCAAGCAGAUGCCAUACUUUGGGGACAAGGAAGUGGAGAUGUACCAGGGUGCGGCCCAGUACGAGAACCCCCCUCACAUCUACGCCCUGGCAGACAACAUGUACAGAAACAUGAUGAUCGACUGCGAGAACCAGUGUGUCAUCAUCAGUGGAGAGAGUGGUGCAGGGAAGACUGUGGCGGCAAAAUACAUCAUGGGCUACAUCUCCAGGGUGUCCGGAGGAGGACCUAAAGUGCAGCACGUCAAAGACAUCAUCCUUCAGUCCAACCCUCUCCUGGAGGCCUUCGGCAACGCCAAGACGCUGAGGAACAACAACUCCAGCAGAUUCGGGAAAUACUUUGAGAUCCAGUUCAGCUCCGGCGGCGAGCCCGACGGGGGGAAAAUCUCCAACUUCCUGUUGGAGAAAUCACGCGUGGUCAUGAGGAAUCCUGGAGAAAGGAGUUUCCAUAUAUUCUACCAGUUGAUAGAAGGAGCAAGUAGCGAACAGAAGAGCAGUCUUGGAAUCACAAGCCUGGAUUAUUACAGUUACCUCAAUCAGUCUGGCUCCUACAAGGUGGAUGACAUCAACGACAAGAACGACUUCCAGGAGACUAUGACUGCCAUGGAUGUGAUUGGAAUCUCAGGGAAGGACCGUGCCCUGGUGCUGCAGAUUGUGGCCGGAGUCCUGCACCUGGGCAACGUCAACUUUAAGGAGGCAGGGAACUAUGCCGCAGUGGAGAGUGAAGAAUUCCUGGCCUUCCCUACGUUCCUCCUAGGCAUCGACCAGGCGCGCCUCAAAGAGAAGCUGACCAGCAGGAAGAUGGACAGCAAGUGGGGAAACGCCCUGGAGACCAUCAACGUGACGCUGAACGUGGAGCAGGCGUGUUACACGCGGGACGCCCUGUCGAAGGCUCUGCACUCGCGCGUGUUCGACUUUCUCGUGGAGGCAAUCAACAAAGCCGUGGUGAAGGAGCAGCAGGAGCUCAAUAUCGGAGUGUUGGACAUUUACGGAUUUGAAAUAUUCCAGAAAAACGGCUUUGAGCAGUUCUGCAUCAACUUCGUCAAUGAGAAACUGCAGCAGAUUUUCAUUGAGCUGACGCUAAAAGCUGAACAGGAAGAGUAUGUACAGGAAGGCAUCCGGUGGACCCCCAUCGAAUACUUCAACAACAAGAUCGUCUGCGAUCUCAUUGAGAGCAAAGUGAAUCCCCCCGGCAUCAUGAGCAUCCUGGAUGACGUGUGUGCCACCAUGCACGCCGUGGGCGAGGGGGCGGACCAGACCAUGCUGCAGAAGCUGCGGAUGCAGAUCAACUCCCACGAGCACUUCAACAGCUGGAACCAAGGCUUCAUCAUCCACCACUACGCUGGGAAGGUUUCUUACGACGCUGAGGGCUUCUGUGAGAGGAACCGGGACGUCCUCUUCAACGACCUCAUCGAGCUGAUGCAGAGCAGUGAGAUAGGUUUCAUCAGAGCCCUGUUUCCAGACAACCUCAACGCGGAGAAGAAGGGCCGUCCUACGACUGCAGGCAGUAAGAUCAAGAAACAAGCCAACGACCUGGUGAGCACUCUGAUGAAGUGUACUCCUCAUUACAUUCGCUGCAUCAAGCCCAACGAAACCAAGAAAUCGAGAGACUGGGAGGACAGCCGGGCGAAGCACCAAGUGGAGUACUUGGGUCUGAAGGAGAACAUUAGGGUGAGGCGUGCUGGAUACGCCUACCGCAGAAUCUUCAGGAAGUUCCUUAACAGGUAUGCCAUCCUGACCAAGGAGUCCUGGCCAACAUGGCGAGGAGACGAGAAGCAAGGGGUCCUCCACCUCCUCAAAUCUGUCAACAUGGACCAGGACCAGUACCAGCUUGGACGCACCAAAAUCUUCAUCAAAGCCCCCGAGUCGCUCUUCCUACUGGAGGAGACAAGGGACCGCAAGUUUGACGGCCAUGCUAGGGCUAUCCAGAAAGCCUGGCGCAAGUACGUGGCCCGCAAACAGUACGUCCAGAUGAGAGAAGAAGCCUCGGAUUUGCUAAUGAACAAGAAGGAGAGGCGGAGACACAGCCUGAACAGGAACUUUGUGGGGGACUACAUAGGCAUGGAUGACAGGCCAGAGCUCCGACAGUUCCUUGCCAAGAGGGAGAAAAUUGACUUUGCUGACAAAGUGACCAAAUUUGACCGUCGUUUCAAGGGUAUCAAGAGGGACUUGAUCCUGACCCCCAAGUAUGUUCACCUGAUCGGACGAGAGAAGGUUAAACAGGGUCCAGAGAAGGGCCAGGUGACUGAGGUGCUAAAGAGGCGGAUUGAAGUGGAGAAGAUCCUGGCUGUCUCUCUAAGCACCAUGCAGGACGACCUCCUGGUCCUCCACGAGCAGGAGUACGACAGCCUGCUGGAAUGCACUUUCAAGACGGAGUUCAUCAGCCUGCUGGCCCGCAGGUUCGAGGAGAGGACCCAGAGGAAACUCCCUCUCAAGUUUGGCACCACGCUGGAGCUGAAGCUGAAGAAGGAGAGCUGGGGCUUUCUGAGUGGGGGGGGCUCCCGGCAGGUCCAGUUCAUCCCGGGCCAGGGGGACGUGGCUGUGUUGAAACCUUCCAGUAAGACCCUGCAGGUCAGCAUCGGCCCUGGCUUGCCCAAGAACACACGGCCCACCAAAAAAGGCUUUAGUCAGGGUCGCUCUAACGGGUCCAGAACCCAUCAGACCAUUCCCUCCAGAGCUGCACCAGGACCUCCAGUUGCCCAUCAGAACGGCGGCCCGAAGAACACCAACCACACUGCCAAUCAGAGGAACGCCACACAACACUCCAAUCAGAAGCCUCCGUCGUCGGUGGACGGGGCCCGCCCCUUCCUGCCGAGCAACCUCAAGCAGCGCGGCAGCAGCCGACCCCAGCCCAACCUGGACUGUCUGAAGGUUCCGGACCAGGGAGCGGCAGGUAACGGAGGCGCUCGGACAGCUUCAAAUGGAGGAAUGUGAGUCUGAGUGUUACUGGUGUGUUGGGUGAUGGCGGUGGUUCAGAUCUUCAUGAGACACAGCUCACUGGCAUGAGAUGUACUGUAUCUUGCUUCAUUUCUUCUGUAGUCAGACACCACUGUCUCUCUUGUAGUUUUCUGUUUAACAUCCAAUGUUGGAAUCAGAAGAGGGUAAACCUAUUCUCUGAUUGGAGGAUGCUGCUGUCUGUCAUAAGCUUUUGAGGGGCUUGAGAAAAGUUAGAGCCCAGUAACAUGCCUCCAUGAAUAGGUUUUAGGAUGUCAUCACUGGACCUCAAGUCACGUGGAAAAUAAUGAUUGGUUUUCACUAAGAAUUCGAUUUCAAAUUACUGGGCUCAGAACUUUUACACUCCAAAUGUGGGUAUGGUCUUAGUUGACAUAGAAAACAUAAUCAACGUAUAUAUAUGUCACUGGAGAUAUCAUUGAAGAAACCCCCUCUGGUGUUGACACUUCAUCUGUUUGAAGAAUGUGUAUUUAUUUCUGUACUUUAUGAAGGAGACUUUUUCAGCUUAAUCCUCUUUUGUAGUUAAUGAACAUGCAUCUAUGCAUUCGGAAUGACUUGUGUUUUGAUGACCUCAAAACACCAUUCCAAUGUCGAGGCACAUUCUUUUAUAAUUAGUUAUUGCUUGCCAUCUAGGGGUUGGACUGUGAACAGCAUAUUCUGAAGCAUCAGUUGAGCAAUUUAGACUGAAACGUUAAGAGCGAAUAUGUAUAGAAUAAUAACCACACAUGCUCAUACAGUGUGUUUAUUCCUUAUACAGCUCACCUCUAACUUCACAGUCUAGGAAACCACAGCAUCACAAGACGCUUUUUUAACAGCUAACGUGUACUGUCAUAUAGGGUCAAGCUGGACAGCUUUAAACUGCUGAAGCUGCUGUUAACCGCCCUGGCA
Molecule: messenger RNA, 4779 nt
Organism: Hypomesus transpacificus
Lineage: Eukaryota; Metazoa; Chordata; Actinopteri; Osmeriformes; Osmeridae
Gene: myo1ea
Product: myosin IEa
Exons: 27
Coding region: 760-3873 (1037 amino acids)
Biological process (GO): vesicle transport along actin filament; actin filament organization
Cellular component (GO): myosin complex; cytoplasm; plasma membrane
Molecular function (GO): ATP binding; actin filament binding; microfilament motor activity
Source: RefSeq, a predicted model, not a curated record